Messenger RNA from Clonostachys solani, 573 nucleotides. NCBI's taxonomy places the organism in Eukaryota, Fungi, Ascomycota, Sordariomycetes, Hypocreales, Bionectriaceae. The record is from the annotation of a GenBank genome assembly.
AUGGAAUCCGAAGUCAUCAAGGUGCUGCUUGUCGGUGAUGAAAAGAGACUCGGCGCAGGAGAGAAUGUGAAUCCCAUUCCUCUCCUACGUGAUAUCGACCAGCCCUUCAUCUUCGAGAUCAAGCUCUCAAGUGCGGAGUAUCGCCUGGAGUUUUACGACACAUCGAGCCCAGAGAACUGGCGGACGUUGGAUCCUGACAUUGUGACUAUAUGCUACGAUAUCAGCCAGCGAAUGAGCAUGAUUAAUAUGAAGAGAUAUACAAUGGCUUAUACAACAAUGUGCGGAUCGCAGUGGAUAGAUGAAGUCAAGAAGAGCCUCCAGAAGAUUGACUCGCUCCCCAUUAUCAUAUUAGGUCUGAAAAGGGACCUCAGAUCGGAAGAUGAUCCGAAUGGUAUCAUAUAUCCACAGGAAGGGUAUCAAGCCGCUCAGCAGCUCAGAGCUGACCGGUACAUUGAGUGCUCAGCGGUAACCGGAGAGCUCCUGAAGCUGGCGUUUGAAGAUCUUUGCAAGACUGCUAUAAAAUGCAAGUCGGCAGCGGGUGGUCAGAGCGAAGGUGGCUGCACCGUCAUGUAA